AUGGGCUUUCUUUGUUUACUACUCAAUUGUCAACCCGUAAUCACAGGCGGCUUCUGCGAGACGUACCUGCUGAAGGGCCGCGAGAACGCCAACAUGUUCGGCGUCAUCUUCAAGAGCAUCCUCCACUUCUCGCUGGUCAGCGCCUACAUCGAACAGGAGGAGAAGUCACCCUAUGGAAAGCAGCUGGAGAACGGCCUCAACAUGGGCCACUUCUACCUGAUCAGCGCCGUCAACUCCAUCGAGCUGGAGAAUGAGAGCAACCAGAUACAGCUGGUGCGGCUGCGCAACACCGCCACCAACGCCGCCGACUGGAAAGGCGGCUGGGGCUGCAAGUCACGCGAGUGGGCGCUCAUUCCCGAGCUGGAGAAGGAGCGCUUCGGCCUGGCCCUGGACGCCGAGGGCGAGUUCUGGAUGACCUACGACGACUUCAGGGCCAACUUCAGCCGCCUAGACCUGUGCAACUUCAACAAGUCUUCCGCGAAGUACCGCUGGGAGAUCGUCAGCCACGAGGCCGCCUGGGAGGUGGGCGUCAGCUCGGGCGGCUGCUCUACGAAGGGCCCCUUUGCCAGCAACCCGCGCUUCUACCUCACCAUCACCGGCAAGGACUGCGACCCCGAUGAGGGCAACCUGGCCACCGUCGUCGUAGGGUUGAUGCAGAAGAGCCGGCCGGCGAAGAAGAACACUGGUCUCUUUGACCUGAAAAUAG
This is a messenger RNA of Rhagoletis zephyria (snowberry fruit fly), 706 nucleotides long. RefSeq names its product calpain-A-like. Gene Ontology annotation, biological process: proteolysis. Lineage: Eukaryota; Metazoa; Arthropoda; Insecta; Diptera; Tephritidae. The record is from RefSeq and is a predicted model, not a curated record. Gene Ontology annotation, cellular component: cytoplasm. Gene Ontology annotation, molecular function: calcium-dependent cysteine-type endopeptidase activity.